AUGUCCCAAGAGAACUCACUCUCUAUUCCAGCCACGAUGGAUUCCCCUUCUUCUCUCGUUUCUCCAUCAAAGGAACCGCAAGAUAUACGCGACAAAUACAGAAGCCUGAAGCGUCGUUUCAUGGAGCUAGAGGAUUCGCCCGUGGAAUUGCAGCGCAACGUUCGAAUGCGAGAAGAACGCAAUAUUCUGCUUGAACGUAUUGCCGAAAUUGAAUCGCAACCGGGCUUUGUCGUACCACCCGAUGUUUCAUCUUCAGCCACGCCCCCACACCUACCAACGAUACCACCAUCCCCGCUAUCUGAGCCACUUGAUGGACAAAAUGGAACAGACGGACAAAGAACGAGCGCGUCCCUAGAACCAACUUCUUCAGACAAUAUCAACCAAGGGCGGCAUUCACGACGCAAACCCAUCUCGGAGGCUGCAUCGCCUCACACCAGGCGAACUACUCGCUCGUCGUCUAGCCAAAAUAGAUCUGCCGGGAGUGCACCCAAUGCGUCUGACCCGUCGCCACGACCAACAGGGAGGGUUGAGGCCGGUGUGUCUGGAAAUGAGGCCGCGCAAGAGCGUGGCGACAUCGUACUCAGACAGCGAGAUGACCGCAUAGACGGUGAUUCUUUGGCUAACGGUGCCAGCGAAGCUGCCCUUCAGUCCACAGAUGGUGUGGGCGCCGUCGCUGGGGCGACGCAAUCAGAGGGCAAGGGCAUUGCUGGUAAGAGGAAUGAGGACGCGGAGCAAAGCAAACCGACACCUUCAGCAAUCGACACUAACACAGUUCCCGCACGAUCACUCUAUGUGCCUAACAUCCCUCCACCGCCAGGUCAAGCUCUCGCUGCCUUGAUCUCGGCCACGACGUCUCAUAUGCAGAUUGAUCCUACGCUGAUGGAGAAUCACGGAGUGAAGAAUACGGUCGACGUGACCUCAAGGGAAAGCCUGACCGAAGAGUAUGCUAACCAGGUAUCCUCGGAACCUCCAGCCAACUUACCCUCCCACAGCGCGGGUCUAAUACCCUCUAUCAAGACGUCGUCAAACCAGCAAGAAGCGACCACAUCUAACCAAACAGCGUCGACUUCCCCCGCCACCUCAUCCCCCUCAUCGGCUACACCGUCCUCCAGUAUAAAUCCGUAUGCUUUCCUAUAUGGCACGAUGAGCCCUUUGUCCGCCGUUCCGACCACACCGUCUUCUGCAACCCCGUUAACCCCGAGUUUCCCUUAUCCCAACCUCUAUUACCCAUAUCCCAUCGCUAUGCCUCCCGGUAUGUUUGUCCCCCCUCCCGGGUUCGUUCCACCUGCUCCUCCCCAGGAACCACAACAACGGCCACCGCCCGAUCCACCUCGUGCCACAAAGCCUAAAAGACUCAAGGCUCAUACUGUGACCACUAAAAGCUUCAGCAUUCCAACGGUACCGAGGGAUAAAUCUGGAAAGCCAAUGUUACCACUGAAUGUCGGGAUAAUGACUGUCAUAUCUUUGGGCGAGGUUUGCAUGCGCGAGCAUUUCCACACGGAACGGUAUAUUUUCCCCGUUGGCUACGAAGUCACUCGCCGUUAUUUAUCGACCAUCGACCCGGCACAUGAGGUCGUUUAUCAUUGCACGAUUCUCGAUGGCGGGGAUGGCCCGAAGUUCCAAAUAGUUCCAUCAGAUACGCUAGAUCGUCCUGUCAUUGCUGGAACCGCAACGGGCGCGUGGUCGAGCAUCGUAAAGCAGGCCAACGCCAUACGCAACCGGCAGCAUUCGAACUCUGUGUCUGGUCCAGACUUCUUCGGGCUCGGCCAGAAUACAAUAAAACAUCUGAUCCAGGAGCUCCCGAAUGCGAACCGACUUCGGGACUAUGUAUGGCAAAACUUUGUAGAAGGAGGACCCUUGGGGGGCCGACACGCUGCUGUUAUACCCGCUCUGCCCGAAGAUUAUGAUGCUGCUCACCCUAUAGGCCCAUACUACCCGUCCGUCUAUGAAAAGAUGAAGAGGCAGAAACAAGCCGAUGGAGCAGGCGCAGCGGACGCACCUCGCUCCUACUAUCCUCCCCAUUUAACUGGACAAGCUAGUUCAUCUUCAGAAAACGGCGGAAGCGACAGUGGAGCGCCUUCUCCCCCACCGACAGCUUCAUCCUCUUCGCGGGGCAAGCGAAAAGUGUCCGCAAAGUCUCCGAACCUACAGAAUGAAGCGAACGUUGAUUCCGAUACCAGACAAAUACAGAAUAUACAGAAUAUGUCGUACAUCACGGACCCUGCGCUCCAAGGUUCGACGGCGGUCCCGGCUCCCUUUGCAGCUAUAAUGAACGCAUAUUCCGCUGCUGGCGGCCCAAGCAACGGCAAUAUAGGAUAA
Pleurotus ostreatus (oyster mushroom) is the source of this 2319-nucleotide messenger RNA. RefSeq lists its product as uncharacterized. The record is from RefSeq and is a predicted model, not a curated record. Gene Ontology annotation, cellular component: nucleus. The transcript is spliced from 8 exons. Lineage: Eukaryota; Fungi; Basidiomycota; Agaricomycetes; Agaricales; Pleurotaceae. The coding region runs from base 1 to 2319 and encodes 772 amino acids. Gene Ontology annotation, biological process: regulation of cell cycle.